UGUCCCUCGGACACAGCGGAUCACCGAUCCACAGAAAGAGCCGAAGAUGUCGGCUCGGUCAUGUGAUCAGCUGUGUCCAAUCACAGCUGAUCACAUGACACUGAUGAUCAGUGUGCCCUGAUGAUCAGUGUAGCCACAGCAGUGCCACCUGUCAGUGUCCAUCAGUGCCAGCUGUCAGUGCUCAUCAGUGCCACGUGCCAGUGCCCAUCAGUGCCACAUCAAUGCCACAUAUCAGUGCCCGUCUGAGCUGCCUUUCAAUGUCACCCAUCAGUGCCGGUCAGUGCCACCUAUCAAUGCCAAUCAGUGCCACCUUUCAGUGCUGCCAAUCAGUGCCACCUAUCAGUGCCCGUCAGUGCCCCCUAUCAGUGCCAGUCAGU
Messenger RNA from Staurois parvus, 377 nucleotides. Lineage: Eukaryota; Metazoa; Chordata; Amphibia; Anura; Ranidae. The record is from the annotation of a GenBank genome assembly.